AUGGUGUUCACACGACGACCAUUCACUCUCCUCUGCUUCGUCUUCUCAAUCUUCCUCUCCGUUUCCGAAUCGAAACUCUUAGAACCUCACGCCGCUGAAUCUUUCAAUGUCAGCCUCAUCCAGAAAUUGGGGACUAGUUGUUCUUACUCGGUGAUUAUAUCGACGAGCUGUUCGUCAUCGAGGUACACGCGUGACCAGAUCAGCAUAGCUUUCGGCGAUGGAUACGGAAACCAGAUAUAUGCGCCAAGGCUUGAUGAUCCAUCUACAAAGACGUUUGAGCAAUGUUCAUCAGAUACAUUUGAGAUAAACGGACCAUGUACAUACCAAAUAUGCUAUGUGUAUCUCUACAGGUCUGGUCCUGAUGGUUGGAUCCCAGAUAGUGUGAAGAUAUAUAGCCAUGGUUCCAAAGCGGUCACUUUCCCGUAUAACACGCAUGUCCCUGAAAGUGUAUGGUAUGGUUUCAAUUACUGCAACAGCGCCUCGGAUUCUAAAGUCUUGGCUAUUGGUCUCAGAAGGAUCAUGCUCAUACUCGUAGGGUUCUUUGUCGCCGGCUCGACAUUGCUCUUGUAA
Arabis nemorensis is the source of this 570-nucleotide messenger RNA. The record is from the annotation of a GenBank genome assembly. NCBI's taxonomy places the organism in Eukaryota, Viridiplantae, Streptophyta, Magnoliopsida, Brassicales, Brassicaceae.